AUGGCGACAAAUUCAUCAACGAUAGAAGUUAGGAAACCGAGGGACAUGUUGAAAACAUAUUAUGGCCUAUCCACUGCUGAUUCUUCAGCAGUCAACAAUUUGAGCCAGCAGAGCAAGAGAUCGUCUGCCGCUGAUGGCAAUGUCGGAAGUCCGUGCGACAUCAACGGCUCAAAUUUCGAUCCGGAGAUGUACCUGGAUAAACUCCUAAAAGAAAAAACAUUGACAGAGCUAGUUGACAAAGAGCAUGAGAUGGUCAGGAUGAUUCGGACUUUGGAUAGUGACAUGCAAACAUUGGUUUAUGAGAAUUAUAACAAGUUCAUCAGUGCUACUGACACCAUUAGAAAGUUACUUUUAUUAAAAAAGAUGAAAAGUGACUUCAAAAAGAUGGAAGACGAGAUGGAUAACCUGUGCAGUGCCAAGCAGCUGACAGAAUGUGUUGACCUGUUGCUGCAGCUGAAUGAGCCAGCCGACAUGCUCUGUGAUGAAUUUCUUACCCAAGCAAGAGAGAAGAUAGAAGCAGACCUCUCUAGUCUUGAGCUCCAGCUCCAGUUAUGCUCCAACGAUUUUCAAUCACUUGCAAAAACUGCAACGACGACAUCGCCGUCAGUAACAACGACAAAAUUUCCAACAACAGCCACAGAAGCAACCACAGCAGCUGCUGCAGCUAAAAGCAAGAAUAAACACUCGUUUGACGUUGGCGAUGGUAAGAUGAGUGAGAAUGUUUUACACGAACGCGGCGAUGCCCUUGAUGGUAAUGCAUACAACGUUAUGGACAUCUUGGAGUUUGUUGAUAAAGGUUGUAAUGGUUUUCUCAGUAACAUAUGCCUGGUUGUGGCGUCAUACAAUGAUAUGUUCCUUGCCAGACAGCAAGAAGAUAUGCAGCUGGAUGCCAUAGCCCUGAAGAAGUUGAUCGACUUUGUGAACGAGCUGAUGGCGAGGUAUUUCUACUAUGUCAAAAUGAGAGUGCAGCUUGAGAAAGCUACAGGCAACAACAUGAUAUUAGUCAGAUCAUUGGAUCGAUUCCAUAGAAGAUUGCAAGCAAUGAACAAACUUCUUCCUGAUUCUGAUUUUUCUAGCCACAACAAGGGGGGUCCAGGAGCAGGGAUGAGCUUCGGAGAGAUGGUGAAGAAGUUGCAUUCAUCCUUGAUUGAGCAAGUCAAAUCGGUGCUUAAUAACUUGCAGGCUUUCAUUCACCCCGACAUAACAUUCGCAAUGAAACAACAUUUUCGCACGAACUUCUGCCUGGUUGAAGUGAGGGAGAACUUUGUGGUGGCUUUCAUCAGGCACAUCAUUCAAACGACUUCAUCCAUCAGACAGACGAACCUAACCCUGGUCAACGAGCAGUUUCAAUCGGACCACCACUACCACUUCCAUCAUCAACAGCAGCACAAUUCAUUUCAACAACAGCAACAACAUUCCUUUCAAACUCCGCCGUCGUCGUCAUUACCGCCAACAUCGUCAUCUAUGACGUCAUCGUCGACGUUGUGUAGCGAGGCGAGAUCAGCAGCCCAGCAAAUUCUAAACCAUUACGUUAAAGUGCAGGGAACGAGGAGUGAGAGAUUGAGUGAUUCGACAGCUAGAAGGAGUGCAGCGUCCCGACUGAUGGGGGGUGGGAAAGCUCAGUGGAACUAUGCCCCCAGCACAAACAUGGACUCGAGCCUGAUGAGUAACAUACAAAAGUUAUUCUACGAGAAGAUUGAAGUCUUCACGCCCGUCCAAUUCAACAGGGUCUCCAUUAUGACUGGCCUGAUUAAGAUCUGCCUGAAGACGCUACUGGAAUGUGUGCGUCUGAAGACGUUUGGUCGCUAUGGUCUGCAGCAGAUGCAAGUCGACUGCUACUACCUACAAUUGUACCUUUGGAGAUAUGUUCAAGAUGAAAACAUGGUCCACAUAUUGUUGGAUGAGGUGGUUAGUAGCACCAUACACAGAUGUCUCGAUCCAGUUCCUAUGGAAGCCAGUGUUGUUGAUGUGAUCUGUGACAAGAACUGAGAGGAAACAAUCAUUCAUUCAUUCAUUCUGAAGGGGUACAAUCAUUUAUUCAUUCAUUCUGAAGGGGUACAAUCAUUUAUUCAUUCAUUCUGAAAGGAUACAAUCAUUCAUUCAGUAGAACAUUCCAUAAAACAGGCAUUUCAAAAGAAUGAAUAAACCAUCCAUCACCAUCAGCUAAAUGUUUUUCACCAUCUACUAAACCAACAUUUCAAUGCGUUCUAAUCUUACUCAAUACUGUAUUAUCAUUAAUGUUCAAAUGCAUUAAUUGUUUAACCAAUUAUAAUUGAUAAAAAAUCCAAUAGCAUUUCUUCAUGUUUGUUUAUCAUUCAUGGAUUAAUUCAUUCAUUCGUGCAUCCAUUCAUUUAUUUAUUAACUCAGUAAUAGUGUGUAUUUAAUUUGACUGGAUUAAGACAUUUUUUUUUCCAAAUGCAUUUAUUAUUAUCGUUAGAUUGAUACUAGAUUAAUUAUCCUCUUAAUUUCGAAUUUGAGAUUACAAACAAAUAAUAAAUAAGUAUAUAUAUAUAUAUAUAUAUAUAUAUAUAUAUAUUAAAAAUUUCAAAUAAAUUUGAAUUAGUAAUGGGA
Molecule: messenger RNA, 2571 nt
Organism: Helobdella robusta
Lineage: Eukaryota; Metazoa; Annelida; Clitellata; Rhynchobdellida; Glossiphoniidae
Exons: 22
Coding region: 1-1989 (662 amino acids)
Biological process (GO): Golgi vesicle transport; endocytic recycling; Golgi organization
Cellular component (GO): GARP complex; EARP complex; membrane
Source: RefSeq, a predicted model, not a curated record